Messenger RNA from Arachis stenosperma, 1282 nucleotides. RefSeq lists its product as uncharacterized. The transcript is spliced from 2 exons. The record is from RefSeq and is a predicted model, not a curated record. The coding region runs from base 107 to 931 and encodes 274 amino acids. NCBI's taxonomy places the organism in Eukaryota, Viridiplantae, Streptophyta, Magnoliopsida, Fabales, Fabaceae.
UAUUACAUUAGCAAAUUACAAAAAGUAUCGGGCACUGCCGCUUGGUUAUUUUCGAUCCCUCCCAGGCUCCGACUUCUUUGAUCGAAAGCUCGUCAGUUCUGAAUCCAUGGAAGCCCUUCCCACGGUUCACAACAGCCACCAAUCUCUCUGCUCUUCAUUUCACUACUCUUCCCCCUCCCCAACACAAUCCACCUGUUGUUCUCUCCUUCGCACACCACUUUCUCCGCCCUCCUCCUCAUCGCCUCCAUCUUCUUCUAUCAGAGCCUCUUCUUCCUCUCAUUCUAAUUCUUUACCGUCACCUCCUUCCUCCGACCCUCCUCAACAAAAUUUUCAAUACUUAGUUCCCUCCCUCGCCACCGUAACUGCAGCAUCGGCGUUUUUGUUUCUAGGGUUUUGUAGAAACGGUUUCGUCAACAGGCCAGUAACACUAACGACCACGCUCUCCUCGAUCGAAACAAUUCCGGAAUCGUUGGAUUUGGAUGGCAAGAACUAUCUUGAUGAAAUCUUUGGUGGCAAGCCGUACCACGUUCAAUCCACUCUGCACCUGAAGCUGAAAGAGAGAAUCCCCGUUGUUCACGGCUUCAACAAAGCAAAGACCGAUGACGACGAUGCCUGGCAAGUACUGAAGGCGCAUGUGUUUAGCUGCAGCGAGCAAUUGGAGAUGGUGAGGGUUGGAUUCGAGGAGAUAUUGGACAAUGAGAGGGAUUUAAGCAAGGCGAGUCAAGAUUGUGUUCUUGAGUAUCUGGAGAAACUUGACAAGUACAUAGUCAUGUUGAAGGGUAUUAAGUUGGCCAUGGAGAAGUGUGAGAGGGAGAAUGGAAAUGUUAAGUAUUAUCUUAGGUUGUGGAGCAAGCUCGUUGAGGAAAUUAGGGUCUUCGAGGGAAACAUGGUUUGUGCUUUGAAGCAGCUCAAGGAACUUGAGCAAGAAUAAUCUGGGACCACUUUUCAUAGCUUUUUUCGUUUCUCAGCAACUCGGUUGUGCUGUGACUAGUUGAUAGAUGAAUCAUUCCUUACUAGGAACCCUAUGAAAUCCAUGUGGAAUUAUUCGCUUGUAAUGAAAUCUCGAGCAGAGAAUCAACUUCUGUGUAAGUGAAUUUGUGACUCUAAUUUCCUAUGGAUAAUAGUGUUUGCAGGUGUGUAUUAAACUAUUAAUUAAAUUUGUUAGUUUGUUAUUUGGGUCAGUUAGUAGUUUAGUCCUAGCAGGAAGGUUAGUUUUCCAUGUAAAUAUACACAGUUUCUGGAAUGUUGGAAUAUCAAUAAGAGUUUACAUUUUUCUCAUUCA